Messenger RNA from Musa acuminata subsp. malaccensis (wild Malaysian banana), 672 nucleotides. Its product is annotated as germin-like protein 12-1. The record is from RefSeq and is a predicted model, not a curated record. Lineage: Eukaryota; Viridiplantae; Streptophyta; Magnoliopsida; Zingiberales; Musaceae. Gene Ontology annotation, cellular component: cell wall. Gene Ontology annotation, molecular function: manganese ion binding.
AUGGCUGCCAAAAUCCUUCUCAUUGCUCUCCUUGCCUUGGCUGCCUCUCAUGCAUUGGCUUCUGAUCCUAGUCCUCUUCAAGACUUCUGCGUCGCUGAUAUGAACUCCAAAGCCGUGAAUGGAUUCGUCUGCAAGGACUCCAAGGUUGUGAAAGCCGACGACUUCUCUCUGUCUGGCCUCGACAUGCCCGGCGAGACAGGAAACAAGUUGGGGUUCAAUGUCACGCCAGCCAACGUUAACCAGAUUCCAGGACUGAAUACCCUCGGUAUCUCCAUGGUUCGCAUCGACUACGUCCCCAAAGGCCUCAACCCGCCCCACACUCACCCUCCUGCCACCGAGAUCGUCACCGUCAUAGAAGGACAGCUCUUCGUCGGCUUCGUCACCUCCAACGGUGAGGACGGCAACCGUCUCUUCACCAAGAUGCUGAAGAAGGGUGAUGUGUUUGUGUUCCCUCAAGGCCUCAUCCACUUCCAGUUCAACCCUGGGCACACCAACACCGUCGCCAUCGGUGCUCUCAGUAGCCAAAACCCUGGCACCAUCACCAUCGCCGACGCUGUGUUCGGGUCUAAGCCACCCAUCUCCGACGAUGUUCUCGCCAAGGCUUUCCAGGUGGACAAGAAGACCGUCGACUGGCUUCAAGCUCAGUUCUAAAUUGGACACCAACAAUUGAAG